CACUGAUAGGUGACACUGAUGAUGGGUACUGAUAGACGGCACUGACUGGCAUCAAUGCUGGGCACUGACUGGCACAACCGGCACAACCGCUGGGCACUGACUGGUGGCACUGACUGGCAGCACUGCUGGGCUGCACUGGUGGGUGGCACUGGUGGGGGCACAGGUGGGUGGCACUGCUGGGCACAGGUAGGUGGCACUUCUGGGCACAGGUGUGUGACACUGCAGAGUGGCACAGGUGGGUGCACUGCUGGGCACAGGUGGGUGCACUGCUGGGCACAGGUGGGCGGAACUUGCGGGUGGGACUGCUGGGCACCGAUCAUCAGGGCACUGAUCAUCAGUGCCCUGAUGAUCGGUGCCGAUCCUCGCUCUGACAACUGCCGAUUCUCGGCAGUACUUUCCUCACGAUCUGACAGCAUGAGGAAAGUGCAGCCGAGAACCGGCACUUGC
Molecule: messenger RNA, 447 nt
Organism: Staurois parvus
Lineage: Eukaryota; Metazoa; Chordata; Amphibia; Anura; Ranidae
Source: the annotation of a GenBank genome assembly